Arabis nemorensis is the source of this 174-nucleotide messenger RNA. The record is from the annotation of a GenBank genome assembly. Lineage: Eukaryota; Viridiplantae; Streptophyta; Magnoliopsida; Brassicales; Brassicaceae.
AUGGAGAUAGCACCGGCGGCGACUUCGGCGAUUCCGGCGGUGAGUACGAUAGAAGAAGAAGCUUUCGCACCGGAGAGUCCGGCGGCGAGUGCAAAAGGAACGGUUAAACCGUCGGAGACACCGAUGAUGAUGUCACGGACGACUUCUCCGGCGGUGAAAUGUUUCUCGGUGUGA